Molecule: messenger RNA, 564 nt
Organism: Plasmodium gallinaceum
Lineage: Eukaryota; Apicomplexa; Aconoidasida; Haemosporida; Plasmodiidae
Product: conserved Plasmodium protein, unknown function
Exons: 1
Coding region: 1-564 (187 amino acids)
Source: RefSeq, a predicted model, not a curated record
AUGAAAGAAUAUAUUUUAUUUCAAAAUUCUUCAAAUAAUAUUUAUACUUUUGAAAGCUAUGAAAAAAUAAUAGUUAAAAUUACGUUUAUCGCUAGUACCAUAACAUUUUUUUUCUCAAUAUUGUCAAUUGUAUUUGUUAAUAUGUUUCCACAAGAUGAAAAUAAUAAAUAUGUUGAUAUUAAUAUAAAUAUAAAAGAUGAGAAAAAACCUAAAACAUAUUUAUAUAUACAAAAAGAUACUUCCUCAUUUUCUAACACAGAAAUUGAUAAAAGUGAUAGUGAUACUUGCAAUGAUACUUUUAAUUCUGAAAAUGAAAAGGAGAAGGAAAUAUCAGAAAAUAGAGAAAAAGAGAUAGAAAUGAAUAAGGAAAGAGAAGAAAUGAAUGAAAAAGAAAAAUUAAAAAAAGAGGAUAACGUAGAAGAAAAAGAAAAAGAAAAAACAACAAAUGAAAAGCAACAGGAAAAUGAAAAUGUAAUAGAUAAGGGAGAGAGCAUAAUUCAGAAUAAAGAUGAAGAAGAAUAUAAAGAAAAACAGAACAAAGUCAUAAGAAUAGUAAUUCAAUAG